AGCCAGCACACUUUUGCUGAACAGCUCAACACUCACUGCUAGGCCACCGGCUGUACGUAUACAAGGAACCAUGGCAAAGCGUGUUGCAGUUAUUCUCUCAGGCUGUGGAGUUUAUGAUGGCACAGAGAUUCAUGAGGCCUCCGCUGUCCUCGUCCAUCUGAGUCGGGCUGGAGCAAAAGUGCAGAUGUUUGCUCCAAAUGCAGAUCAGAUGCAUGUUGUAAAUCACUGUGAGGGGAAACCUACAGAGGAGAAAAGAAACAUCCUGCAGGAAAGCGCUCGCAUCGCCAGGGGUGACGUGACCGAUCUGGCCAAGCUAGACGUUUCCGCGUUUGACGCUGUCAUCAUCCCAGGGGGCUUUGGUGUGGCGAAGAACCUGAGUGACUGGGCCGUGAAGAACAAGGACUGCACCAUCCAGCCACAUUUAGAGAAGCUCAUCAAGGCUUUCCACAAAGCCGGAAAGCCUCUGGGCAUGUGCUGCAUCUCUCCCAUCCUCGCUGCCAAAAUCCUGCCCGGCUGUGAGCUCACAGUGGGACAGGACAAAGAAUGUGAAAAGUGGCCGUAUGCUCAGACAGCAGGCGCUGUGAAGGAGAUGGGCUGCAAACACGUCAACACGGAUGUGGAGAAAGCUCAUGUUGAUGUGAAAAAUAAGCUGGUCACCACCUGUGCAUUCAUGUGCAAUGCUCCCAUUCAUAACAUUUUUGAUGGAAUAGGAGUCAUGGUUAAAGAGACACUGAAACUGGCUUAAGAAGUCUGCAAUUACAUGCUGAAUGUUUGUAUUUAUUUACUUUAAAACCAAUUGUGAUUUCCUAUACAAGCAUGGAGUUUAAUAUAAAGUUGUAGCACUUAUCUCUGAGAAUGUAUUAAUUUUACAUUGUCAAUGGGUUGUUUUGAGAUUUUCAAUAAAAGUUACUAAAAAUUA
Centropristis striata (black sea bass) is the source of this 919-nucleotide messenger RNA. RefSeq lists its product as uncharacterized. The transcript is spliced from 5 exons. NCBI's taxonomy places the organism in Eukaryota, Metazoa, Chordata, Actinopteri, Perciformes, Serranidae. The record is from RefSeq and is a predicted model, not a curated record. Bases 71 to 745 code for a protein of 224 amino acids.